UCCGCGCUGCGAUGACAGGAAGAAGUUGGGGUCAAAUAUUAUCAAACGAUUAAUUUGCAUUAAAUAUGUGUGUAUAUAUAUAUAUAUACAUAUAUAUUAACGCGUUAAUAUUUUAAGAUUAAUCGCAUGCGUUAACGUUGACACCCUAGUAAAAUAUAAACCUGUUGAACCGUUUCAUGUCAAAACUGAAACUUUCAAAAGACUCCAUUUUGAGAAAGGAACACGAACAACAUCAGGAGAGAAAAGCUGUUUGUGAAUAAUGUGAAUCAGUUUAAAAACAAGUUUUAUACUGCUGUCUAGAGAAAGAAUGGAUUUAUGAACUGAAUGAAGUGUUUGACGUUCAUUGUUGAGACAGCGGUAACGUCCUGACAGCCAUAUAUGGAUUCAUACACCUUUAGCAGUUUCUUAAACCGUUGAACUCACUUCCUGUAAAAUGAGUCUCUCUGAGCAGAGAAAGGAGGGGGCAGCAUCUCCAGAACCCAGCUGCGUGUCAAUGAAGAGUGAGGAGUCCAUGAACCGUCCCCCUAGACUUAGCGAUGGAGUAGUGACCUCUGACCUUGAUAGUUCUGACUGUAAUAUGAGUCUCUAUGAGUGGACAAAGGAGGGGUUACCGUUCAGAAACAUAAAGCAGCAUCUCCGGAACCCAGCUGUGUGUCUAUGAAGAGAUACAGAUUCAUGAAUGACCCUCCUGAACUCAGUGAUGGAGUGACCUCUGACUCUGAAGUGAAAAGAGUCAAAGAACAGCACAAAAACAGCAUGAAGAACAAGUAUGAGAGGUUAUUUGAGGGAAUCAUACGACAAGGGAAUCAAACCCUCCUGAACAAGAUCUACACACAGCUCUACAUCAUAGAGGGAGAGAGUGAAGGUGUGAAUGAAGAACAUGAGGUUUUACAGAUGGAGAAAACAACCAGAACACAAGACACUCCAAUCUACUGCAAUGACAUCUUUAAACCCUUACAACAACCAGAAUGUGAGGAAAAAGACAAAAUCAAGUCUGUUCUGACUAAAGGCAUCGCUGGAAUUGGAAAAACCGUCUCUGUGCAGAAGUUCAUUCUGGACUGGACCGAGGGAAAAGCCAAUCAGGAUGUAGAUUUCAUGUUUGUGCUUCCAUUUCGAGAGCUGAACUUGAUUAAAGAUCAUCAGUACAGUCUUCACAGACUUCUGCUGGACUUUCAUCCUGAACUUCAAGAUCUGGACUCAAAGAUUUAUGAGGAGUGUAAAGUUGUGUUCAUCUUUGAUGGUCUGGAUGAAAGCAGAAUCACACUGAUGUUUACAGACAGACAGAAAGUUUGUGAUGUGAAUGAAUCUUCAUCAGUGGGUGUGUUGAUGUCAAACCUCAUCAGAGGAGACCUGCUUCCCUCUGCUCUCAUCUGGAUCACCUCCAGACCUGCAGCAGCCAAUCAGAUCCCCUCAGAAUACAUCAACCGUGUGACAGAAAUUCAGGGAUUCAAUGAGCCUCAGAAGGAGGAAUAUUUCAGGAAGAGAAUCAGUGAUGAGCAUCAAGCCAGCAGAAUCAUCUCACACAUUAGAAAAUCAAGAAGCCUCCACAUCAUGUGUCACAUCCCCGUCUUCUGCUGGAUCUCAGCCACUGUGCUUCAGAACCUCCUGAAACAAGAUAGCAGUGCAGAAAUCCCUCAAACUCUGACUGAAAUGUACAUCCACUUCCUGCUGACUCAGAUCAACAUGAGGAAUCAGAAGUAUGAUGAGAAAAACCCAGACAAACCCCUGAAGUCCAGCAGAGAUGUGAUUGUGAAACUUGCUAAACUGGCUUUCAAUCAGCUGAUGAAGGGCAAUGUGAUGUUCUAUGAGGAGGACCUGAUUGAGAGCGGCAUAGGCGUCACUGAUGCUGCGGUGUAUUCUGGGAUUUGCACCGAGAUCUUUAAGGAAGAAUCUGUGAUUCAUCAGAGGAAAGUCUACUGCUUCGUUCAUCUGAGCUUUCAGGAGUUUCUGGCUGCUUUCUAUGAGUUUUAUUCCCACAUAGCCAAGAAGAUGAAAUUACAGAAGUCAUUUGCGGAUUAUCAAUAUCAGUUGUACAGUCAGGAAUUCUCUUUAUAUGAGCCAAUAAAAACAGCAGUUAAUAACUCUUUGCAGUGUAAAAAUGGACACCUGGAUCUUUUCCUGCGGUUCCUGCUGGGCAUCUCACUGGAGUCCAAUCAGAGACUCUUACAGGAUCUACUGACACACACAGUGAACAGCUCAGAAACCAUCAACAGAAUCACACAGUACAUUAAAGCCACAAUCAAGGGUGAUGAACGUCUCUCAGCUGACAGAUGCAUCAAUCUGUUUCUCUGUCUGCUGGAAAUGAAGGAUCAGACUCUGUUCAGAGAGAUUCAGGAGUUUGUGAAAUCAGGGAAUCACUCAGUGAAUCGACUCUCUCCCGGUCACUGCUCAACAAUCGCCUACUUGCUUCAGAUAUCAGAGGAGGUGCUGGAUGAGUUUGAUCUGAAGAAAUACAACACAUCAGAUGAGGGUAGAAGGAGACUGAUACCAGCUGUUGUGAACUGCAGAAAAGCUCUAUUUGCUUGCUGUAAUCUCACUCGUCUAUGCUGUAAAAGUUUGUCUUCAUCUCUACAAUCAUCAAACUCACUGAGAGAGCUGGACCUGAGUAACAAUGACCUGCAGGAUUCAGGAGUGAAGCUUCUGUCUGAUGGACUGAAGAGUUUACACUGUCAACUCAACAUUCUGAGAUUGACCAGCUGUAAUCUCACUGGUCAGUCCUGUGAAAGUUUGUCUUCAUCUCUACGAUCAUCAAACUCACUGAGAGAGCUGGACCUGAGUAACAAUGACCUGCAGGAUUCAGGAGUGAAGCUUCUGUCUGAUGGACUGAAGAGUUCACGCUGUCAACUCAACAUACUGAGAUUAUCUGGCUGUAUGGUGACAGAGGAAGGCUGUUGUUUUCUGGCUUCAGCUCUUAGUUCAAACCUCUCACACCUGAGAGAGCUGGAUCUGAGCUACAAUCACCCAGGAAAAUCAUUAGUCAAGCUGCUCUCUGAUCCAAACUACAAACUGGACAAACUCAAUGUGGAUCACGGAGGAGAGAUCAGGAUUACAACAGGACCACAGAAAUAUGCAUGUGAUCUCACACUGGAUUUAAACACAGCAAACACUCGUCUCAUUCUGUCUGAGAGGAACAGAAAGGCAACAUAUGUGAGAGAGAAGCAGCCGUAUCCUGAUCAUCCAGAGAGAUUUGAUGAAUGUCUUCAAGUUCUGUGUAGAGAGAGUCUGUCUGGACGCUGUUACUGGGAGGCUGAAUGGAGUGGGAACGUUUGUGUAUCAGUGACGUAUACAGGAAUCCACAGGAAAGAAUGGAGGAAUGACUGUAGGUUUGGAUACAAUGAAAAGUCCUGGAGUCUAAACUGUUCUACUGACAGUUUCUUUGUCAUACACAAUAAUAAGCGCACAGACAUAUCUGUCCCUUCACGUCGCUCUAACAGAGUAGGAGUGAAUCUGGACUGGUCGGCUGGCACUCUGUCCUUCUACAGCGUCUCUGACACACACACACACACACUCACACACUUACACACAUUCAAUAGCACAUUCACUGAACUCCUCUAUGCUGGAUUUGGAUUUGAUUAUGGAUCCUCAGUGUCUCUGUGUGCAAUUGAACAGCUUCCUGUGAGAAACAACCAAGACACACAGUAAAGAAACACACUUACAUUAUAUCUCAUUACUCUCUCACAGUUGUAAACUCUGUCUCUCUUCUAAUCUGAAUUUCAGUAUGUAUAUAGAAACACACACACAUUGACUACGGUCUAAAUGAGACACACUACAGACUUGUGUUUUUCUAAAGACAUUUGAAUGUGGCUCAACAGUUUUGUCUUUCUGAUUCUCUGAGCGCCACCUGGAGGAAGAUUUAGUUUCUUGCUCACAGGAAACAGUUCUUAGCAACUGCUUGCUCUGUUAGUAUUGUAACUGAGGGUUGGUCAUAGCUCAUCUUCUAAACACACUUCAUUACGAGUGUUAAAGGCUGUGGAGCUCAUAUUAAGGUUGACAUCUCUUCCUGAUCACUCAUUCUCAACUGUCUGUUUUUCAAUCACAGUCAAACUGAUUGUUCAAUAGAGUUGAAGAUGUGGUUUAAACUCAUGUCAUAUUCUCAAAUUAUUUUAACCUGUUGCUUCCUAAUACUUAGUCAUUUAAUAGAAAUGCAUCACUAACCAUAUAAUUAACUGUCAUUCAUUUGUAAUUUUCAAUCAAUUAAAUUUUAUUUUCUAACA
Messenger RNA from Onychostoma macrolepis, 4214 nucleotides. RefSeq names its product NACHT, LRR and PYD domains-containing protein 3-like. Bases 658 to 3642 code for a protein of 994 amino acids. Gene Ontology annotation, molecular function: protein binding. The record is from RefSeq and is a predicted model, not a curated record. Lineage: Eukaryota; Metazoa; Chordata; Actinopteri; Cypriniformes; Cyprinidae. The transcript has 10 exons.